AUGUUACCUCUGCGGCCACAUCUUCUGCCGCGCUCCGUAGUUCGACAAUUGUCUUGUCGACAUGUCAGUUCAAACCUUGCACCACUAGCACGAGGUGGUAGGAAACCGAGCACAGGUUCUUCCCUCGUCCCAAUAUCAAAUUCCACAUGUUGGAAUCGAAAACUGGCGACAGCUGGCGCCGGAAAUGUUCGUCUAGUCGAUAGCGCUACGACAGCUGCAGUCAUUGGGGAUGAUACUCCUGCGCCGUACGAGCCGCCCACAACCGGUAUUCUGUCAUACCUUCCCGCGAAGGUGGUACCGUAUGCUGAACUCAUUCGUUUGGAGAAACCAUACGGAGGCCUAUACCUCUUCUACCCAUGCGUCUGGUCGACUUUGAUGGCCGCUACAAUGGCUACACCGAUUUCGCCACCAAUUGCUGCGGCGUCGACGAUUUUACUAUUUGGAUCCGGAGCCUUUGUCAUGCGAAGUGCAGGUUGUACGAUUAACGACUUUUGGGAUAGAAAAUUCGACAAGCAUGUCUCCAGAACACGGCAUAGGCCAAUUGCUCGCGGCGCUGUUUCACCGACACAAGCAUUUUGGUUCGCAGGGGCUCAGUGCAUGGCGGGCUUUGGCAUUCUACUUCAGUUCCCUGUCGAGGCUAUUCUCGCCGGCAUCCCGAGCAUUUUUUUGGUUAUCGCCUAUCCUCUAGCAAAGAGAGUCACACAUUAUCCUCAAUUCGUCUUAGGGCUGGCAUUCAGCUGGGGCGCUCUACUCGGGUUUCCCGCUAUGGGGGUGUCGUUAGUUGAUGGAUCAAUGGCAUUGGCUGCUGCUGGGUGUUUAUACGGAGCCAAUGUUUUUUGGACUGUUCUAUACGACAUCAUAUACGCUCAUCAGGACCUACGAGAUGACGUUAAGGCAGGGGUUAAGGGAAUCGUGGUUCGACACCCAGAAAUUACAAAACCGAUUAUGUCGGCUCUAAACGUCCUACAAGUUGGGCUACUUGCAGGAGCUGGUUAUUUCGCCGGACUAGGCCCUAUAUACUAUGCAUGGAGCGUGUUCGGCGCAGGAGCCGCCAACGGCUGGAUGAUCUGGAGGGCGAAUUUGAAGGAUGAGAAAGAAUGUUGGCAGUGGUUCAAGUGGAACAGCUGGAUGGUUGGUGGAGUUAUGGUUGGGGGCGGAUUGACAGCCGAAUAUCUUCUUGACUACUACCAGAGGGAUCCAUCCAAUGAAACUGCUCAUAUCAAGGAAAAUUCUGUCAUUCUAGCGGCUUAG
This is a messenger RNA of Orbilia oligospora ATCC 24927, 1251 nucleotides long. RefSeq lists its product as uncharacterized. Lineage: Eukaryota; Fungi; Ascomycota; Orbiliomycetes; Orbiliales; Orbiliaceae. The transcript has a single exon. The record is from RefSeq and is a predicted model, not a curated record. Gene Ontology annotation, cellular component: mitochondrial inner membrane. The coding region runs from base 1 to 1251 and encodes 416 amino acids. Gene Ontology annotation, molecular function: 4-hydroxybenzoate polyprenyltransferase activity. Gene Ontology annotation, biological process: ubiquinone biosynthetic process.